Vigna unguiculata (cowpea) is the source of this 2379-nucleotide messenger RNA. Its product is annotated as UPF0481 protein At3g47200-like. The record is from RefSeq and is a predicted model, not a curated record. NCBI's taxonomy places the organism in Eukaryota, Viridiplantae, Streptophyta, Magnoliopsida, Fabales, Fabaceae.
GCAGAAAGCAGUUGCUGAGUCGUGGAAAAGGUCAUUUAACUGCUGAAGAUUCAUCAUCUUCCUCAUCAGUUUCACCAUCACAGAUCUAGAGAUAAAAUGGACUAAAAUGCUAUAAAAUGGGAUGGUAUCUAUCACACAAUAGAACAUAUUCAAACAUCUGCUGGAACACCUUUAUAUUGAGACUGAGUACCUGGAGUCACAAAGAUAAGUUUAAAAUGCAAAGGCCAAACACAAAAAAAUAGUCAGUAGCAGAAGAUGACACAAAAUCAUUUAGAUUUAUUUGAGAAAUAUACUCCAGAAGAACUUAAAAAAAAAGUAGAGAAACUCUACGAUCGAAUCCAUCGCCGGAGAGGAACACCUGCGAAAGCCUCCUAAGCACGAAUCGGAGCCCUUCCCCGCAAUAACGGUGACGCUCGACGCGCUGGCGAAAGACAGAGGUGAUGAAGUUCUGUAUAAGCAUGGAGGCGAACACGAAGAGGAACAGAUGAUGAGGGUGUAGAAAUCUUUUAAUAUUAAAAAAAUUGAAAUAUUUUUUUUCUUAAAUAUAAUUUUAUAAAUGUCUAUUAAUAUUGAUGAAAGUUUUGAGUCUUUUCUUUUUUGCUGUUUGGAUUUUUAGUCAAUCCUAUACAAUUCUAAUAUUUCUUUCUUAAGAAAGAGAUAAGAAUAAAAGAGUGUUAGGUUUUACAAGUUUCCGGGUUGACUACUGUGCCACCUAACGCAAAAAGUUUGGUGCAACCUUUUAGAAAAAUAAUUCAAAAAACAAUCAUGUAUGACUUUAAUUCAAAUGUAAAUGUAACUCUGUCUCAAGGUUCCAAAUCCUAAUAUUUCAGUUAGUUUUUAUAUCAUUUUUGGUGUUUCAGAGUUGUAACCAAAUGGAAGGACGACGGAGUGAUUUAGAGAAAGAAUGGACUGAGAAGCUUCAAAAUGUGAACCCUCCAGAGAUGGAUGAAAUCCAUAUGCAAUGCAUUUAUAGGGUACCAUCAAAUAUUCGUAACUAUAAUCCUAACGCCUACACACCUCAAGUUGUUUCAAUUGGCCCUUAUCAUCACAACAGUUUUGAGUCAAUGGAGGAACUUAAACUCAAAUAUGUUAAGGGAUUUCUAAAUCGAACACGACUAUCUACGAAAGAAUUGGUUGCCAAAAUUGAAGAGAUUGAAAACAGCAAUAACAUUCGAAGUUGUUAUGCAGACCCCAUAAAAUGUAAUGGUGAUGAUUUCUUUAACAUGAUUCUAGUUGAUGCUUGCUUCAUGAUUGAGCUUUUUCUAAGAUGGCACGAACGUAGUGAUUGGGAGGGAAAAGACCCUUUAAUGUUAAAACCAUGGAUGCUACUGCAGAUUAGGUUUGACUUGAUUCGACUGGAGAAUCAGCUUCCAUUCACUGCUCUUGAACAUCUUUAUAACCACACUGCUAUGCAUCCACUAUUCCCCUCCUUUCGUCAGAUUUGUUUCAACUAUUUGAAGAGAACAACUUUAAGACCCGUGUGUCCAGGAGAGAAUCCAAAACACUUCACUGAGUUCGUAAUAUCUUCUAUAAUAUCAUCAUCAUCACCACGGUUUGGUCUUGGAGAACAAGGAGAAUGCCAAGAAGUUAGUCAUCUAUACAGUGUAAGCCAACUAGAGGAGGCAGGUAUUAAGUUCAAAGUCAGUCCAAAUAAUUGCAUACUUGACUUGGAAUUAUCUGAAGAUGGAGUGUUGAGCAUGCCAAUCUUGAAUAUAAGUUCCAGUACACAACUUUAUUUCAGGAAUAUGAUGGCAUAUGAACAUUGCCACGAUUCGGCUACAAAAAUCAUUACUCAAUAUGUAGCGAUCCUAGAUUUUCUUAUCAAUACUGAAAAAGAUGUGAACAUACUUGUUGACAAGAAAAUUAUUGUCAAUUGGUUGGGUGAUACUGAUAAAGUGGUUACAAUGAUUAGUAAUCUGAACUCGACUGUCACAAUGCCAGAGUUCUGUUCGCAUUAUUUCUCCGUCUGCAAUGGGUUAAAUAAAUUCUACGAAAAUCCUCGUAACAAGUACAAGGCUAUGUUGAUACACGAUUACUUAAACACUCCUUGGAAAAUAGCAUCUACUGUUGCUGCAAUUGUGCUACUUUUGCUCACGCUUAUUCAGACUGUAUGUUCAAUCAUCUCAUUAGUUCAAAAGUAAUUGAAGAGAGGAUUCAUUAAAUAAGUAACAAGGAAAUCACUUGGUGAAGAAGAUAUUCGAUGAUUGUAUUUGAGUCUCUUAGUAUAAGGAAACCUUGUGAUGUUAUUUAUUUAGUGUGUUGUUGCUUUUCUUUCAACGAAGAUUUAACUUGUUUUCUGUUUUUUUCUAUUUGGAUUUCAGUGUAAGGGAAACCUUAUGAUGUUAUUUACUGUGUUGUUGCUUUUCAUUCAAUGAAGAU